Molecule: messenger RNA, 325 nt
Organism: Amphimedon queenslandica
Lineage: Eukaryota; Metazoa; Porifera; Demospongiae; Haplosclerida; Niphatidae
Product: cytoplasmic dynein 1 light intermediate chain 2-like
Exons: 3
Coding region: 23-325 (100 amino acids)
Biological process (GO): microtubule-based movement; microtubule cytoskeleton organization
Cellular component (GO): centrosome; cytoplasmic dynein complex
Molecular function (GO): dynein heavy chain binding
Source: RefSeq, a predicted model, not a curated record
AAUCAAAUUUUAGAGUAACAAAAUGGCCGCUCCAAAUCACACCACGACAGAGGAAGAAGGCGAAGAGAACGUUAGUUUAUGGUCUGAAGUAUUGGAGGAUGUGAUUGGCUCUAGUAAUAAAACCGUAAAGGCUGCAUCUAAAAACGUUCUUGUUCUUGGUGAAGUAUGUUCAGGCAAGUCCACAUUGAUUGAUAGAUUGUGCAGUGUAUCAAGAAGAGGUGGAAAGCGUUCAUCUUCCUCUCAUAACAAGAAGUACCUCUUAUCAGGCUGCAGUUUAGAGUAUCGACCAGUUGAUGUCUAUGAUGAUGAAACUGAUGGUAAGUGA